AAAAUCUAAAAAAACGCGGAUCACGAAGAAAGAGCAAAAGAAAGAUAAAUUGUCAACAGAGAUUCCUCCUCUCUUCGAGAAGGAGUACAGUUUGAUCAAAGAGAUGACGAAGUAAACGCGACGCUCCAGUGGAUUCUCAAGGGACGGAGUGUGUAUCUGACAAGGAUGCGGAGCCAAAAGUCUUCCGUUAUCAAACUCUCAUCGGUUUGAUGCUUUCAUCGCAGACUAAGGAUCAAACAACACACGCGACGAUGUUGAAGUUGCGAGAGUAUGGGCUCACUCCCAAGCACAUCCAGGAAACAUCAGACGAAAAGUUGGGAGAGCUCAUUUGCAAAGUUGGCUUUUGGACCAAGAAAGUGAAAUACAUAAAGAAAACGACGGAUAUAUUGCUAGAGAAGUACGACGGAGACAUUCCGGAUACUAUCGAGGAACUCGUCAAAUUACCCGGCGUUGGCCCUAAAAUGGGCUAUUUGGCGUUGAAAGUGGCGUGGAAUAAGAUAGACGGGAUUGGGGUCGAUGUCCAUGUGCAUCGCAUUAGUAACCGGCUUGAAUGGGUUCACACAAAUACUCCUGAGCAAACAAGAGUUGCUCUGGAAGCUUGGCUUCCCAAGCAGUACUGGUUCGAGAUUAAUUUGCUGUUAGUGGGGUUUGGUCAGCAGAUUUGCAAGGGUUCGCCCAAAUGCAGUGAAUGCAAGCUGCGUAAUAUGUGUCCUUCUUCCAAGUAUAACGUUUCUAGUGAUGAUAUUGAAGACUUGUGGAAUGUUUGUUUUUAUAUUUUAUUAAAGAAACAAGAAAAAGAGACAUAG
Blastocystis hominis is the source of this 806-nucleotide messenger RNA. RefSeq lists its product as hypothetical. Gene Ontology annotation, cellular component: nucleus. NCBI's taxonomy places the organism in Eukaryota, Bigyra, Opalinata, Blastocystidae. The record is from RefSeq and is a predicted model, not a curated record. Gene Ontology annotation, molecular function: DNA binding; DNA-(apurinic or apyrimidinic site) endonuclease activity; oxidized pyrimidine nucleobase lesion DNA N-glycosylase activity. Gene Ontology annotation, biological process: base-excision repair; nucleotide-excision repair; base-excision repair, AP site formation. The coding region runs from base 210 to 806 and encodes 198 amino acids. The transcript has 3 exons.